This is a messenger RNA of Scheffersomyces amazonensis, 7165 nucleotides long. RefSeq names its product mediator of RNA polymerase II transcription subunit 12. Bases 235 to 7137 code for a protein of 2300 amino acids. The record is from RefSeq and is a predicted model, not a curated record. Gene Ontology annotation, molecular function: transcription coregulator activity. NCBI's taxonomy places the organism in Eukaryota, Fungi, Ascomycota, Pichiomycetes, Serinales, Debaryomycetaceae. Gene Ontology annotation, cellular component: mediator complex. Gene Ontology annotation, biological process: regulation of transcription by RNA polymerase II. The transcript has 2 exons.
UGUAGCAAUAUAACAAUAUCACAAUGGACUUUUUAUUCCAUUUUUCUCAAAUCUUAUGCUGGAACCACUCUACUCGUAUCGAUUGAAUCACGUGACCCACAUAAUGAAAAUUACCACUAAUAUCUACCCCAUUCCAUCAUUAACUAACAUAAAUUAUUCACUAAUUCCUAACUAAUUACUAUUAGAAUUGAUUGACAAGUAGCCGACACUAACCAUCUACUAUCCACUACCACAAUGUCGAAAUCCCGAAGUAGAAAUAGUUUAUUAUCAUCGCACAAUCGAUCUACAUUUGGAACUUCAAGUAAAGAUGAACUACUAGCCCGAAAGUUUCUGAUGGAUAAGCCUGAUGCUGCAUUAUAUCCAUUAAAUGAUAUUGAAAUCGGUGAAACUACAACCACAAGUACAAAUCCAAACUCAAGUACAAAUCCCAAUCCAAAUCCCAAUCCAAAUACUCAUACACAUACAACAUAUCCUGAUUUUAAACCAUGGACAGAUCAUACCAAUUUAGGAGAAGAACUUCGACAACAAGAAACUCAAAAAGUUAAUAAUGCAUCAUAUUUAAAUAAAGGAUAUUUUGAAAUCCCCAUGGUAUCUAAUGAAUAUUAUUCUGCCCGAAAUUUAAUUCAAGCAACAAUCUUUUCAUCAACUGAAAAUUGUAAUGAAGUAUUAAAAGAAUUAUCUCAACAUUUAGCUAAUGCUUAUAAAUCUAGAAAUGAAAUAAUUAAUAAAAUUAAAUAUAAUUCAAAUAAAUUUAAGAUCCCUCCUCGAGUUACAUUAACAGUAUCAAAGAAAGAAUCUUGGUUAAGAGAUCUUGCCAAACCUGAAAUUCCAUUUCUGAAAAUCGGAGAAAAGAUUCCUCAUGGAAUUCGAAAUAAAGUCCUUGUGGAUUCGGUUUGUAGUAAGAAUGUUCCUAUAAAUCGAGCUAUUUGGUUUACCAAAUGUGUUCUUUAUGGAGAAUUAGUAGCAUUAAAGAGGAAACAUCAAGCAAGAUUAUCAAUAAAUAGUCCUGCUCCUCAUAACAAUAAUAAUAAUAAUCAAGACUCUGCAAGUUUAGAUAAAUUUGAAGAUUUAUGGUUUCAAGAAUGGACUCAACAAGUUAGUGACUAUAUCUAUCGAUUUUCUAAAGAAAUAUCCAAUUUUACAAAUUCAGAUCGGAAAAUUAAUUAUAUGAAUAAAUUAAGUUAUUUACUUAAUUAUACUGAAUGUUUAUAUAUUGAAGGGUUAUUAGAUAAGAAUCUUUUCUUAUCAUUAAUUAUCAAAUUCUUAAAGGAAGGUUUACCCCUUGAACAAAAACAUAUAUCUGAAUUAUUAGCCGUAUCAAUAAUUGAUGGUGAUGAUAUAUUUACUGAAAGUUGGAUUGAUGAAAUUGAUUUAAAUUUUGGUCAAAGAUUAGUUAGUUUAACCUUAAUUAAAAUCUUUUGGAAUGAUAUUUUAAAGCUUGAUUAUUUAUGUAAAGAAUUAAGUGAAUCAUUAUUAUUAAAUUAUUUCUUUAUUGAUACAAUAUCAUUAAGACAAUCUCAAUCAAAUUCUUCAAAUCUUCCUAAAUCUUCCUUACCUCCAUCAUUAAAACAAAAUUUAAUAACUAUGAUUGCUGAUACAGUUAAUUAUUUAUUUCGAUAUAAUACUAAUAUGUUUAUUAUACCUAAUUAUUGGAUAUUAGUUAAUGGAAUCUUAGUUAAAAUAUUACUUGAAAAUAGUCUGAAUUCUAUGGAAGAAGAUGAAGAAGUUCUGAAACAACUUGAAUUAGUUAAAUUUCGAAAUGAAAGUUUAAUAUUAAAUAUGAAGAAUCUUCUGCCAUCUCCUACAACAACAAUAAAUUUUGGUAAUGAAAGAAGAAGUUCAUUUCUUGGAUCUCAAAGUUUAAGUUUAGUAUCUCCUCUUCCUCCUGGAGGAAUACUUUCAAAUGAUGAACUGAUAUUUAUUAAUAGAAAUCCUGAUGAUGUAUUUCAAAUCAUUUUUCAAUUAGAUUUAUUAAAAUUAAAUAAUAAUUUCGCUAGUUUAAUACGUCCACGUCCACCAUCAGGAUCUAUAUCAUCUAAGAUUACCACCAAUUGGAAAUUAAAUUUAAAAGUAGUCAUUUAUUGGUGUAUAACCAAAUAUCGAAGUGAACGAGAAUCUAAUGAAAGUAUAUUAAUUAUUUGUAAUUUUAUUAAGAGGAAAGUAUUUGGACCAUUAAAUCCUAAAACUCUGGGGAAUCCAAAGGCUGAAUUUGAGAAUGAAUUACUUGAAAUUAUUUAUAAUAUUGCUGAAAAUCAUUCAUUAAAGAUUGAUAAGUAUAAAUUAUAUGUACUUAUAAAUGAAUUAUGUCAAUUAAAAGUUAUAUCAAUUGGAUCUUAUUUAAGAAAAUUCAUUGCUUCAGGGAUAUUUUAUUUAUCUCCUGGAGGUGGAGGUACUGAUGAGAAUAUUAUGUCGGAUGAAUAUAAUCCCCUUGUAGAAACUCAUUUAUCAAUUCUACAAAAUUUACCAGUCAUUAAUAAUCGACAAUUCGAUAGUAUACUAAAGAAAUUAUCGUCGGGAUCAGAUUUAAAGGAGAAAUUCGAUCAUGGAACCAAUAUCUUUAAAUCAGAUAUACUUGAUAAAUUAAUUAAUAAUGAUACUUAUUCAAAUGAUUUUCAGACCAGUAUUAAUUAUGUAUGUGAUUUAAAUAUUGGAAUUAAAUUUCUUCUAAUUAAUUGGUUAACUAAUGAAUUGAAAAUUACUAUUGCUAAAUCUCCUAAAUUAAUUCAUAUUAAUCCAGAUUUAUUAGCUAAUUUAUAUCAUAUUUAUGCUACUUGUGAUAAUUUAACAGUAUUCUUUAAAAUUGUUAUAAAAUUCCUUUUAAGAAAUGAAGGAGGAAUUAUAAUUUUAUAUCUUGAUUCACUUUAUUUAAUUGCCAAAUUACUUAUAAGACACUUUAAAUUACUUAAAUUUGUGGCAGGUAAUACUCAUACUGGAUCAGAUUCUACUUGUUAUGAAUUAUUUAAAUUAAUUAUUCAAACUUAUAAAGAUUUUCAAAGUCGAGAAUUUGAUUAUUUCCGAUUUGAUCAAGUAUGGAUGUUUGUAGAUUCAGUAUUUGAUAAGAAUUUUCAAAAGGAUGAACCUCAAAUAGCUCCUAAUAAAAAGGUAUUUACCAAUAUAUUUGGUAAAGAACUGAUUGAUUCUCCCAUGAGAAUUAAUACUACAGAUAUUGAUAAUGAUAGAGGAGGUUUAGAAAAAUAUACUCCGACUGAUUUUAGACAAGAUUUGGAUUCAUUACUUCAAUAUAAAUUUCAACCAAUGACAAUUUCUGAAGUUAAAGAUUUAGUGAUUAAUUUGAAAUUAAGUGUGGAUUUAACUAAUCCAUUAUCAUUGAAAAGAACAGCCUUAAAUUUAAUAGAGAAUUUAUGGAAUUCAAGUAAUACUAAAUCUGAUGAUGUUGAAUCAGUUAAAUUAUUUAUUAAUAUUAGAAAUAGUCUUGGAAUUGAUUCAUUAACUAAAUUUAAUCAAGAAUUUACCGUAUAUAUUGCCAAUUUACCGGUUGAAAAUGAUAUUAAAUUAGUAGGGCAUUUUUAUAAAAAGUUAAUUAUUUAUGAAAUUAUAAGAAUGAGUGAUUUAAUGACAGUAUUAAAUAGUGUGGUAGAUAAGGGAAGCUUUGAUAAAAUCGCAGCUAUUAUCCUUGAUGUUUUAUUAGGUAAUCCAUUAAUUGAAACUCAAGAAUUUACUAAGAGUCAAGCUUUACUACUUAAAGUAAUUAGACGAGGUUAUAAAGAUCGAUCAGGAAGUUCAUUCCAUCAUUUUACUCUUAAAAGUCUUAUAGCUUUAGAGUCUCCAAUUCAAGAAUCGGUACAAGUAUUAAAUUUACAGAUUGAAGUAAUGAAAUAUUUUAAUCAAUUAAUUGUUACAGCUACAAAAUUAACUUUAGAUGAAUUUAUUUCAAAGAUUUCAUUUCAAGAUGCAAUUUAUUUACUUAAUACUUCAUUAGGUAAAUCAUCAUCUAAUGAAUUUGUUAAAGAAUUAAAGGAUUUUUCAAAUGUAUCCCAUGAAAUUGAUGAAUUUAAUUUACCCAUGUAUCAAUUAUUAUUACGAGUUAUUUGUCAAAAUGAACUUGGACAAGUUCCAAAAGCUGAACAAAAGGAAUUAUUAAGUUUCUUAGUUGAAACAUUUAUUCAAAAUCUUGAUUUUACAUUUUCUUCAUAUAAUUCAUAUAUUGGAGAAUUAUUAAAUUUUAUUGAAUGGGAUGAUAAAGUUUGUAUAUUAGAAAUUUUAGAAUCAAUGUUUUUAAAGGGGACAACUAUAUAUGAUGUUAAACAAGCUAUUUCUAAAAAUAAAGCUAUUGAUUUAACUAAUAUAUUAGGUACUAUUAAUUUAUUACCAGUAUUUAAUGAUUUCUUUAAAAAAUUCUCCACUUCUUCAUCAAAUACAGUUGAAUCAUCACCAGUAUUCUUUGAAAAUUUAUCUAAUUUUUUAAUUAAUUUAUUAGAUUUAGUUAAUGAAGAAUUGGUUUUUAUAUUUAAAGAUGAUAUAAGUGAUGCAAUUUCUAUAUUUCUUAGAAUAUUAAUUAUUCAUAAAGUUACUUUAACAACUGCUAUAAUUGUUUAUGAUGGUGAACAAUUUUUAUUUAUUAAGAAUUUAAUUGCAUUAUUGAAUAGUCAAUUCUUAUCUCAAGUUAAUGAAAAAUUAAUGAUCCUUCUUUAUGAUUUAUUAUUAUUAAUGAAAUUAUCUAUAACUCAAGAAAUUAAUCUGUUGGGUAAUACUGAUUUACCAGAACCAACAUCUCCAGGAUUUAUUGGUGGUAUGAUGGGUCAAGGUAGUCCAACAUCUGAAGAACAAAUGAAAUUAUUAGGUGAAUCAGAAUCAGGUAAUACUGGAGGUAAUUCAGGAGGAGAAUCAGGGAAUUUUAAUUCAUCUUCAAUGUCAAAUCUUAAUCAAGUGACUUCAUUAUUUAAUUUACCUGAACCUAAUGCAAAUAAUCCUUUACAAUCAUAUAUUGAUGCUAAGAAAAUUGAUAGUGCAUUAACUCUUGAUGUGGAUGAAUUAGAAACAAGUGGAGAUUUCCAUAGUUUUAAUAAUAGUGGACUUGUCUUAGUAUCUUCAAGAAAUGAUUCGGUAAGUUUAUCGAAUAUUUUAGGGUCAACUCCAACGGCUGCAAAAUCUAUCACUAAGCUCGAAUUUAAACUUCGCAGCUUUGAAAUUCUUGAGGAUACCUCGAACUCUUUAAAUGAUGCUGACGUGUCUGAUAUAGAGGAUGACACAGUGAUUGAGAAUGGUGAGGGUGGUGGAGCUACUGGUGGGAUGGGAGGAUUCUAUGCUAUAAAUAGUAACACUAACAGUACCAGUAGAAGUACUACUAAUGGUAAUGGUAUACCGACAUUAAUGCCCGAAGCCAGAGCUCCAGCAACAGAUCUAAGGAAUUUAGCCAGUGCUAAUUUCUCAUCCGAUUCUCUAUCUGGAUCUCAACCUCAAACUAUAAGUUAUAUUGCUAUGUCACCUAUCAUUUCUGCUAAUAAUCCAUUAAGUCCAGUUAAUUUAACUACUAAUUAUCAUUUACGAAAAUAUUCAAAUUCUUCAAUUAAUGGUUCACCUAUAUCACAACCAGUCCAUUUACGAAAUGGUUCUAGUACAAAUUCAAGACCUAGACCAAAAUCUGCCAUGUUUGGAUUUGAUUCAAAUCAUUAUACAAUAGCUGAAAAUGAAUUAGCAAUUUCAACUCCAUCAAUAAAUGUUCCAGGUUCAAGAAAUUCAUUAUAUUCUAGUAAUAGUCAACCAUUUUCAAAAUCUCCAUCAAGACUGUCUUCGCCAACUAGAAAUUCUAGACAAAUGAGAAGUAAAUCUCCUGUAAGACGUUCAAAUUCUCCUAAUAAAUCUUAUCAACCAUUUAAUUUUAAAUCUCAAGAUAUGUUUUUAAAUCCUAAUGGUUCAGCUCAUUCUGUUCUGUCAAAACCAGCUCAAAGAAAGGGUCAUAGAUAUAAAACAUCUUCAGUUUCAAUGAAUUUAUUUCAAGAACCUCCUCCAGCUUCAUCUAAUGAACAAUUAACAAUUCCUGAUCUGUAUCCUAUCCCAAAUUUUAAAGAAUCAAUAGCAUCAAUAAAAUCUAAUCAAAAAUUAAGAUUAUUCUGGUCAGCCUUUCAUUUUCUUUCAUCAUUAAUAGUAUUUAUCAUAGGAUUUAAAUUUAAAAUUUCACCAUUAUCAACUCUUGCUCAUUUAGUAUUUUAUGAUGCACUUGGAUCAUUGGUUAUUGUAUUUGUUGAUAUAAUGUCUAAUUUUGAAGUUUGGAAUAAUUCUUCAAUGACUUAUCCUUUUGGAUUAGGUAGAAUAGAAGUUUUAGCUGGAUUUGCUUUAAGUUCUUCAUUAAUUAUGGUAGGAUUUGAUCUUCUUAGUCAUUUUGUUGAAGAAUUUAUAGUAUUAUGGGUGGUUGAUAAUGAAGGAGAAGCUAUAGAACAACAUCUGUCACAUCAUAUUCAUGCAGAACAUGGAAAUAAUGGAAAUAAUGAUAUUAAUUGGUUAAUAUAUAAUGGAAUUCUUAUAUCAAUAAUAAUUAUUACCCUUAUAAGUUCUAAUUAUAUUUUAGCAUUAGAUAAAAUUAAUGAAAUGAUAUCAUCAUCUGAUGAUUCUAAACAAAAUAAUAAUGUGGAAGAAAUUGAAAUAAAAGAUAAUAAAUUUACUACAAGUUCAAAAUUACAUAAAUUCUUAAAGAUAUGGACAAAGAAUCCUACCCAUUUUUUAACUUUAGCUUAUUCUAUUUAUUUAAUUACAAUUCCUUUACUUCCUGGAACAUUUUUUGAAGAUAUAACCAUUGAUAUGAAUGAAGCAGCCACAUUAUUAGUGGCAUUAAUGUUAUGUUUUACUGGAUGGAAAUUAGUUAAAUCAUUAGGAGGUAUUUUAUUAUGUUCAUAUCCUUAUUCAGAUUAUGAUUAUCAUAUACUUAAAUCAGUUAUAACUGAUCGACUUUUAAAUUCAGAUUCAUUUAAGAGUUCUUACAGUAUAGAUACAUUAUUUAUAACUAAAUUUAAUUAUGAAUUAUUUGUGGUGGGUUUAAAAUUAACUAUGAAAGGAGCAGAUAUUGAUGAAGAAUCUAAAAUUCGAUUUGAAGCCAAUAAAAUAAUACGACAAGAGAUCAGUCAUAUUGAUUUCAGUAUUCCUACUAAUGGGAUAGAAAUAACAGUCGAUAUAAAUAGGUAAAUAGCCAAUCAAAUGGAGUACAUAUUUA